Branchiostoma belcheri (Belcher's lancelet) is the source of this 763-nucleotide messenger RNA. RefSeq lists its product as uncharacterized. Bases 100 to 501 code for a protein of 133 amino acids. The transcript is spliced from 2 exons. The record is from RefSeq and is a predicted model, not a curated record. Lineage: Eukaryota; Metazoa; Chordata; Leptocardii; Amphioxiformes; Branchiostomatidae.
UGUACAACGGUAGUACAGAACAGGAUAGUGACACCAUCCGUUCAUACGUCCCCCUUGAACCUUUCAGAUUUUCUGUCAGUGGAUGCAACAUACUGCACGAUGAAGCUUUCCGUUGUAGCUCUCGUGGUGAUCUUUGCCACCGUGGCCUACGCGUCCGACCAGCGGGACCUGGACGCCCUGAAAGCCGCCGUGCAGCGGCUUCGCGCCCUGGAGCAGCGGCAGCACCGGAGAGGGUUUUGGUUCUUGGGCGGCGGCGACGACGACGGCGACGGCGGCGACAAGACGCUUCGCUGCGACACCGACACCGACAAGGCUCUUACCAACGCCUACAACAACCUGUGCAAAUCCGAAUUCAGCACCUACACUGAGGGGAUCAAGACGGCCUCUGUCUUCCUGCAGGCGACUUGCAGCAGGCUGAACAACGAGUGCUGCGGGAACGGGAAGGGCUGUAACGACAAUGAGAUCAAGGAGUGCUGCCCUACCAAGGUGGAAGAGGACUGAUCGCCAGCGCCAUCUGCCGAUAUAGAUGUGAAGAUCUUUGUGUAACAAGACCUGCCGUAUUGUAGACGUAAAAAAAAGUAAAAUUAAUUGUGUAACUCAAAUAUUUAUUAUAGAGUUAGUCUUAGAUAUAGGGAAUUCCGUAAGACUUUUUGGUGGCCUCAUAUCUUCUGUAUCAGUGAGUAGAAACAUUAUUUGCAUUUUUUCUGUCAUUUUAAAUAAACAAAUUCGAAUGGGGAGGGGUUAGGCAGCAAUUAAAGGGGAU